This is a messenger RNA of Paramecium sonneborni, 2152 nucleotides long. The record is from the annotation of a GenBank genome assembly. NCBI's taxonomy places the organism in Eukaryota, Ciliophora, Oligohymenophorea, Peniculida, Parameciidae.
AUGUUCCUAUUUAUAUUAUUAUAUUUGAUAGAGAGCAGGUAGAUUGAGAGCUGUAAACAAAACAUGGACUCCUUUCAGAUAAAAGGUUUGAAAAUGCACCUUCAUAAGUGUAGGGAUUCAUUUUUGUGUGAGUGACCAUCAAUAAGCUAAGGAGGCUCGUAAUUAGGUGCUAUAGGAUUCUGUGAGUUAGAAUAAAGUUAAAGCAAUAGUGUAAGAGAUAGAAAGUCUAGAAAAUUAGAAUCCGUUUUGGUAUUCAGAUCUGGCAAUUUAUUUGAACAUCGAUGAGAUUCAUAUAACUGGGGGUUUGAUAGAUCAUUCUUAGAAUGUAUAAUAGCUUAUCUAAACAUUCAGGUUAGCAUUGUGAAUUAGUAAAUUCGAAUCACCAAACACGUUUACUUUAAGAAUCUGAUCAAUAAAGAACUUAUGAUAACUAAUAUAUUUACUUCAUCUCCCCUUUUAAAAGUUGAUUUCGAAAAAAUUGUUUUACCAUCCAAUUCAACCACUCAAAAAACAAGAGUUUGUACUGUGAUAUAUGAAUAAACACUUUCAGAUAUUCGAUCAAAAACAUUUGAAAUUUGGUUAGCUGUUGAAAUAGCAUAUUUUUUAAGAGUCCCUGUUAAAUUAAUCGUCUAUGAUAAACACUUAAUGUGUUAAACUAAGUUAUUAGGAUAAUGUAAUAUAUAAGGAUAGCAUUCAACCAUUGAAUUUAAUAAUUUAGGCAUUUACUAAUAAUAUACUAAAAUCUUCUCAUUUUAUAAUCCUAAUCCAGUCAAAAUUGAUGUUUCUUAUAAACAAAAUGAAAAGAAAAAAAAUUAAAUUAGAGUAUUAUUAGUAAAUAGGGAUGAUAUAAAGUCAGCUUCAAAACGUAAAUUUUCAUUUGAAAUAUAACCUUUUUAAAGAAUUGAAUUAAAAGUUAUUAUUAAUACAAAUUAUUAUGAAAUACUGGCCAAUAGUAAAUUAACUUUUAGAAGUCAAUAUGAAAUAAUUGAAAUAGAUGUAACAUAUUCAGUGUAAAAGGGAUCUGUCAAUUAUUAUCCUUCUGUAUUAACUUUAGAUCCAGGAAUGACUACAAAAGUACAGUAAUUUGACAUAUAUGUAAGAAGUACUUUUACUCAGCAAAUAUAAUUGUUAUAAGUUGAGAAUUAACAAAUAAAACAUUAGAAUCUUUCUUUAUUAACAAUGGCUACAAAUAUUGCUUCAAAUUCUAGAUCUGAUGUUCUUCAUAUUGAUUAUAUGGGAAAACAAAAUUUUUAUUCAGAUUCUAAAUAUCAUAAAUAAUAAGCUAAGGAGCUUUUAAAUUCUUUUGGAAAAAACAAAAUUAUGAUUUAGACUGAUGUAUUAUAAGAUUCUGAGAUUCUUAUUAAUUAUAGAUCUAAUUAAAAAUUUAAUGAAUAAAUCUUAAAAAAAAUUAUAAAGCAAGAUCCAAAAAUAUUGAUCUCUUAAUAAACAGUAAUAAUUUCUGAGAAACCAAGCAUCUUAAUUAUAAUAGUCUCAAUUCUCAAUAUGUUGUACAUAGCUACCUUAUUAAGAAAUAAUGUAAAGAAAUCAAAGGAGUUAAAAAUUGUUAUAGAGGGCAAUCUUAUUUAAGAGUAGAUUGAUUUUCAAUCUAUUUUUAAAAUAUAAGAAUCUAUUUAAUUGUAGAGUAAAUCUGAAACAAAUGAGGGGGUUUCUGAUAAAGCAGAUGAAAUUUAGGAUAUUAUAAUACCGGAAGAUAUAAUGAGUAAAGAAAACAUCAUUUACACUAACUUAUAAUCUCAAAUAGAUGAAAGUUCUUCUCAUUUUAGUCAAGGGGAAAGUUUAGAUGAAGAUUAGAUUUCUGAAUAUUAGGAAAAGGUAGUGGAAUAGAGAAAGGUUUCAAAUUAAAAGAUUUUUAAUUUAUUUUAGAGAGUGGAAUUUACAAUUCCAACAUAAAUCACAAUGAAUACUUAAUCUUCUUAAGAAUGUUGGGAUACUAAAGAUCCAAUAUUUUUACCAUAAGAUUCUGAUGAAGAAAUGUUGGAUAAGAAUAGUGUUCAAAGAUUGGAAUCAAUGUUAAAUUAGAUUCAACAUAAAUUACCUCAAUUUGAGUAGAGCACUCUUAAAGUACCUUUGAAAUGGAAUGAAAAUAAUUAAAUAAAUCCAUACUUUCCGAAACCCCCUCCAGGAAUUUGAA